Symbiodinium sp. CCMP2456 is the source of this 585-nucleotide messenger RNA. The record is from the annotation of a GenBank genome assembly. NCBI's taxonomy places the organism in Eukaryota, Dinophyceae, Suessiales, Symbiodiniaceae.
AUGCACAGGGAUUUGAAGCCUGAAAACAUCUUGCUGGCCAGUCGAGUCAGCAACACGGAGCUGAAGAUCUCUGACUUUGGGCUGGCAAAGAUGUCCAAGGACUACCCUCGCCGCUUGCCACGGUCUCACUCAAUCUGCGGUUCGGACUUUUACUUGGCCCCAGAGGUGAUCAAGCAAGAGGAGUAUGGCAGAGAGAUCGACAUUUGGGCGCUCGGAGUCAUCACUUACGUCUUGCUGAGUGGAUCCUUGCCCUUCUUUCACAACGUCCUGCACAAGCUGUACCGCCAGAUCGUGGAACGAGACCUGUCCUUCCCAGAUCAGGCGUGGAAAAAUGUUUCCAAGGGCGCCUUGGACUUUAUCUUGAGGCUACUGCAGGUUCGGCCUGGGGAUCGCCUCACGGCAGACCAGGCACUGAGCCACCCGUGGCUUCGAAAUGGUUCCAGUGCGGCAAGCUUCAACAGCUUCACCACGGCCAACAGCCAGGGCAUGGCCCCGACGGCCAACUACUACAACACCUAUGCUGGCGGCUACGGCGGAAUGCCUCGCCCAGUGCUGCAUCCUCUCGAGCACGCGAGGAAGGUGUGA